This is a messenger RNA of Penicilliopsis zonata CBS 506.65, 716 nucleotides long. RefSeq lists its product as hypothetical. The transcript is spliced from 5 exons. Gene Ontology annotation, molecular function: thioredoxin peroxidase activity. The coding region runs from base 82 to 630 and encodes 182 amino acids. Gene Ontology annotation, biological process: cell redox homeostasis; hydrogen peroxide catabolic process; cellular response to oxidative stress. Gene Ontology annotation, cellular component: cytosol; peroxisome; mitochondrion. The record is from RefSeq and is a predicted model, not a curated record. Lineage: Eukaryota; Fungi; Ascomycota; Eurotiomycetes; Eurotiales; Aspergillaceae.
GUCAAUUUGCAGUCACUCACCCAUCAAUAAUCAGGAUCCUGUUCAAUUGAAUCCAAUUUGAUUAAAAAAAAAACCAUCGCCAUGUUCGCCGCUCGCCGCAUCACUGCUGCCCUCCCUCGCACCGCCGCGCAGCGGGCCCUUUUCCACAGGACAGCCCCUGCGCUGGUCCGUCAGGGAGACGCGGUGCCGGAUCUGAAUGUCCUGGUGGAGGACUCGCCUGGGAAUAAGGUCAACUUGGCCAAGGAGAUCACUGGGAAGGCUGUCAUUAUUGGCACCCCAGCUGCCUUUAGCCCGGCUUGUUCUAGCACCCACGUCCCCGGAUACAUCAACCAUCCCAAACUCAAGGAAGCCGGUCAGGUCUUUGUUAUCUCGGUCAAUGACCCAUUCGUAACCAAGGCGUGGGGAGCUACUCUCGACCCCUCCGGCAAGAGCGGCGUCCGCUUCCUGGGCGAUCCGACCGGUCAGUUCACCGAGGCUCUUGAUCUCUCGUUCGAUAGCACCGCCAUCUUCGGAAACCGGAGGAGCAAGCGCUACGCGCUCGUCAUCGAGGACGGGAAGGUCAAGGAGGCCCACGUCGAGCCGGACAACACUGGUGUCGAUGUUUCCGCCGCCGAAAAGGUUCUCGGCUGAAAGAAUACCUUAAUCCCAAUUUAUUCCUCUUCCUAUUCACAGCCAAAUUCUGGCUGAUUCCAUCAAUGUACAGAUAACCUUGAACG